GUGAAAGAUGGCAAGUUAGAUGAAUACCUUGCAUUGAUGAUGUACGUUCAUAAAAUUGAAGGGCUUCAGCGUGAACACUGUGGCGGGAAACCAGAUGAUGAUGUGUCGAGAGAAGGUAUGAAUGAGGUGGCUGUAGCCGGAGCUACGCCGUAUACUUACUCCGCGGCGAUACAAGAGCUUGCUGCGCUUCUUCUGUCACUAAAUGAAGAUGAGGAAUUUGCUCUUUUCCUUGACCAAAUUAAACUGCGGGAUACCGAGACGAAUUAG
Molecule: messenger RNA, 267 nt
Organism: Trypanosoma cruzi
Lineage: Eukaryota; Euglenozoa; Kinetoplastea; Trypanosomatida; Trypanosomatidae
Exons: 1
Source: RefSeq, a predicted model, not a curated record